UACAACCAGAAAGCUCCAGAGUUGUAUCCCUUGCUUCCUUGCCAGCGACAUCUUACGCGCAUUGAUUACCACGUCAUAUUGAUAUUGUGAUGUUGUGGAUAGUAGCAACUAAACGCAAUGAUUAAUUUCUAUUUAUUUAGAAACAACACAAUGUAAAUAACGUUCUUCUGAAACAAAGGCCUUUAUAGGUUGUAUUGAAGAAAAUGUUUGCAAGAAAAUAAAGAAAUUCUCCAUUUCUAUUCAUCUUACAAUCACAUUAAAGAUGGCUUUGGCUCUCACAAAUGGCAUCUACAUUGUUCAGGGGGAAAUCGCCCUUCUCAUUACUGCUAUGAGAAGGACAUCUCGUUAUGGUGGUCAUAGACAUGGACGGCAUCAGGAUGAUGAGGGUGACUUUCUGCAGAAUUCCUUUUUCCAAUUAAAGGAUGUUCUAUAUAACUUAACAGAGUUGAAUGAAAUAGAGGCAAAUGCUUUUCUGAGUCCUUUCCUUGAUGUUAUACGCUCAGAAGAUACUACUGGUCCCAUUACUGGUUUAGCAUUGAACUCUAUCAACAAAUUUUUAACAUAUGGACUUGUAGAUCCAGCAAGUGAUAACUCAGCUGCAGCCAUUGAAAAUAUCGCAGAUGCUGUCACACAUGCUAGAUUUGUUGGCACUGAUCCAUCAUCAGAUGAAGUGAUUUUAAUGAAGAUACUUUAUGUAUUGCGCACCUUGUUAUUGUGCCCAGCUGGUACAUUAUUAACCAAUGAAUCGGUGUGUGAGAUAAUGCAGUCUUGCUUCAGAAUAUGUUUUGAGAUGAAACUUAGUGAGCUUCUCAGAAAGUCAGCUGAAAAUACUCUCCGUGAUAUGGUACAUUUAUUAUUUACAAGACUGCCAUACUUCAAAGAAGACCCUAAAUGGAUCACAAAUAUAAACAAAAAGUUAAAGAUGCGGACUGGGGGUGUAGACCCUGCAAGAAUUGGAAAGAGGAAAAAAUCACCUAAACCAAAAACCAAACGUAGCCACGGCCCUUCUCAGCAAACUACAGACACAAUUCAGCCAACUAUAAUGGAGGCCAAAGAAACUGUGGAUAGUGCUACUACAGAAAUCAUCUCAGAUUCUCAGUCUGAAUUUGAACACAUUUCCACUGAAAGGCUUGCAACCACACCUGGCUUUGGCAAAGAAGAUACUAUCAUCGAUGUUGCUAAAACAUUUGAGGCCGCUUCCAAAGAAUGCACACCAGAAAUUGAAAGUACAGUUUCAGUUUUGGUAAAUGAAGAAACUGCUGCUGAAGCCCUACGAAGCAACGAUCAAAAAGAAAGUAGUGAUAAUUCAUAUUCUAUUGUAGGACACCAAUCUCCUAACACUCUAGAAUUAAGUGUUGAUCCAUCUUUAUUGAGAAAGGCACAGAGUGAAACAGAUUUGUACUCUAGUGAGCAGAAUGGUGAAGGAGAGGUCUGUGACGACAAUGAGUCUGUUCAUUCCACUGACACCACACUUGCGCAGGACAGUGAAUUUAUUAACCCCAAGGGAGUUCGAUUCCUACAGAACCAACAGCAGCAGAUGAUUGAAGCUGGUCCAGUCACACUGAUUCCAUAUGGUCUUCCCUGUGUGAGAGAGUUAUUUCGGUUUCUUGUCUCGCUGACCAACCCACUUGACCGUCACAACACUGAUGUUAUGAUACACAUGGGACUGAGUUUGUUGAUUGUUGGGCUGGAGACGGCAGCAGAUCACAUUAGCUCCUACAACUCCCUUCUUUACCUUGUUAAAGAUGAGUUAAGUCGUAAUCUUUCCAUGCUAUUGCAAUCAGAGAGGCUAUCUAUAUUUUCUGCAUCGCUGAGGCUCAGUUUCUUGUUGUUUGAAUCCAUGAGGUCUCAUCUGAAACUACAGCUUGAGAACUAUAUUGUGCGAGUGAGUGAACUGAUAACAUCAGACAGUUUGAAAAUUACUUAUGACCAUAGAGAGAUUGCCCUAGACCUGAUAGUCCAGAUGUGGAGAAUCCCUGGUCUAGUGACAGAGCUCUACUUGAACUAUGACUGUGAUCUCUACUGUUCAAACCUCUUUGAUGACAUGACAAAACUACUUUCAAAGAAUGCAUUUCCUGUCUCAGGUUUAUAUACUAUCCAUUUACUGUCACUGGAUGCACUGUUGACUGUAGUUGAUUGUAUAGAGCAACACUGUCACACUCGUACUUUAGCAAAGACUGUUGCUGUUAGUUCUGACAAUCCAGGUAGCAAAAAGACAACUGAGGGACAGAUAGAGAGACCCAAAUCUAUCAGAGGCAAAGAUGCUAAAAAAGGACCUUCUAUAAAGCCCAAUAGAAUGAUGAAACUCUCCAGCAGAAUACCAACACAUGAGGAACUUAUAGAACUCAAACAAAAGAAAAAGAUUUAUCAAACAGGGACAGAACUGUUUAAUAACAAACCAUCUAAAGGUUUGCAGUAUCUCCAAGACCAAGGACUGUUAUCCAAACCAUUCAGUCCAGCUGAAAUUGUCAUCUUUUUGAGGGAAAAUCACAGCCUUGACAAAAAGAUGAUUGGUGAAUACAUCAGUGACAAAAGGAAUAAACAAGUUCUUGAGGCUUAUGUUAAAGCAUUUAAUUUUGAAGACACACGUGUUGAUGAAGCACUAAGAAUGUACCUGGAGUCUUUCCGAAUGCCAGGAGAAGCCCCGGUUAUAUCAUAUUUGAUGGAACAUUUUGCUGAACACUGGCAUAAGAGCAAUGGAGAACCAUUCCAUAAUGUUGAUGCAGCUUUCACCCUGACCUAUGCUGUGAUCAUGUUGAAUGUGGAUCAACACAACCACAAUGCUAAGAAACAAAAUGUACCCAUGACAAGCGAGGAUUUUAAGAGGAAUGUUUCUAAAGUAAAUGGUGGUGAAGAUUUUGACCAGGAUAUGCUACAGGAUAUCUUUCAAGCCAUAAAAAAUGAGGAAAUAGUGAUGCCAGCAGAACACAGUGGCUUGGUAAAAGAAAAUUAUCUCUGGAAGGUAUUGCUUCAGAGGGGAACGUCAAAAGAAGGCAUAUUUUACCAUGCCCCAACAGGUGCAUUUGACCAUGAGUUGUUUACACUAAUUUGGGGGCCAACUGUGGCUGCUCUGUCAUUUGUGUUUGAUAAAAGCUCAGAAGAAACAAUCAUCCAGAAAGCUGUGUCAGGUUUUAGAAAAUGUGCCAUGAUUUCAGCUCAUUAUGGCAUGAGUGAUGUCUUUGAUAACUUGGUCAUUUCUCUUUGUAAAUUUACUACUUUGCUCAGUGCUGUUGAGAGUCCAGAAACAAUUCCAGCUUCAUUUGGUAAUAACUUCAAAGCUCAGUUGGCUGCUCGUACAGUGUUUGGAUUGGCUCAACGCCAUGGGGACAUUCUUCGUGAAGGAUGGAAAAACAUAAUGGACUGCAUGCUUCAGCUGUAUAGAGCCAAAUUGCUCCCCAAAACUAUGGUUGAGGUUGAAGACUUUGCUGAUAGUUCUGGGAAGAUUUGUAUCCUUCGCGAAGAAUCUGCUGCAAUGACGAGGUCAGAGACAGGCGUACUGAGCAACAUUGUGUCCUAUUUCUCAUUGUCCGAAUCAGCCAGUACAAAAGGACCAAGUGCUGAGGACCUGGAGGCUGGCAAAUAUGCUGCAAGCUGUGUCAGAGACUGUCAGCUAGACCACCUCAUCCUGGACAGUAAAUUUCUCAGAGAGGACUCCCUACAAGAACUUAUUAAGUCGUUAGUUUCCAUCCGACAAGGAACAGAAGACCAGGGGAGUAUGAAUGGUCUUUAUGAUGAAGAUGCAUGUGUUUUCUUCCUUGAGCUCUUGGUUUGUGUGGUUCUUCAGAACAGAGAUCGAAUAGCACCUGUGUGGCAGGCAGUUCGAGACCACUUCUACAACAUCAUUGUUAAUAGCAAUAGCCACUCAUUCUUGGUUGAAAGAGCAGUAGUUGGUCUCCUGCGUAUUUCUAUUAGACUUCUGCGUAGGGAGGAGAUUGCUCCACAAGUUCUUACCUCUCUCAGGAUUUUACUUAUGAUGAAACCCAAUGUUGUUCACAGUCUUAGUAGACAGAUAUCAUUUGGUCUACACGACUUGCUUAAAACAAAUGCUGCCAACAUUCACACCAGCCAGGACUGGUACACAUUAUUCACCAUGCUAGAAGUAGCUGGGGCAGGUGCCAAUCUGCCUCCUGUCUUACAAGUUUGUCCUGAUUUAGAUCUGGCAGAAGUCAUCAGUGAUGCAGGAGCUCAAAGUGACAGUGAAGUUCAAAGUGUCAAUGGUGCAUCAGUAGAAAGUGACAGGGGCUACACAUCAGAUAGUGAGUUGUACGAAGCGGGCCAGAGCCGUCAUCCUAGUCAAAAGCAAUCUGCCAACCACAGCCAUCCCCUGGGUCUGGAGCUAAGGCCGGUCCCUGACAACAGUAGCUGGAUGAUGGUGAAUAGAAAAGAUCAUCAAAGUAGCAGGAUGCCAGUCAAUCAGUACAGUAUUGACCUUAACGAGAACCUGCUGUUCCCUGAUAGCCGUGCACUAAUUAAAUCCACUGAAACCUUGACCUUCUUGGUAAGAGAUGCUGCUCAUGUCACUCCUCACAACUUUGAGAGCUGCGUCCAUUGCAUUAGAACAUUUGUUGAGGCUGGUGUUAAUGGAGGUCGAGCCCGCACACCUCCCAUCCGUAGUGGUUCAGUGAGAGACAACAAACACAACAAAAAAAUAGUGAAGAGGGUCAAUACAAAAAUGGGCAAAUCUUCAUCAACACCUGAGCAGUUACAUGAAGGUCUUCAGUCAGAUGAGGACCCUGAUGGAGAGGCAACACAAAGCAGCUUGCAGCUCAUGUCCAUACAGUUGUUGGACCUGAUGCACACACUCCACACAAGGGCAGCAGCCAUAUUCAGUUCCUGGGCACAAGAGGAGCAGGUGGAUGCCUGUGGCACACCUGCCAUCAAAAGAUCUGGCUUGACUCGUGUCAACAGUCAAGGGAUCAUUGUCGAUGCCAAGGCUCCAACUCUAUGGGGAAAAUGUUGGUGUCCGUUAUUACAAGGGAUAGCAAGACUGUGUUGUGAUUCAAGGCGACAAGUUAGGAGUUUAGCUUUAACCUACCUCCAGAGAGCUCUUCUAGUCCAUGAUCUGCAAACACUCUCAGCCAUUGAAUGGGAAUCCUGUUUUAACAAAGUUUUGUUUCCUCUACUGACCAAGCUUCUGGAAAACAUUAAUUCAUCAGAUCCAAAUGGCAUGGAGGAGACUAGAAUGAGAGCUUCCACUCUACUCUGCAAGGUGUUUUUACAGCAUCUCAGCCCUCUUCUGUCUUUAUCCACAUUCACGGCAUUGUGGCUCACAAUUCUGGACUUUAUGGAGAAAUAUAUGAGUGCUGACCGCAGUGAUUUGUUGUCUGAAGCCAUACCUGAAAGUUUAAAAAACAUGCUGCUAGUUAUGGAAACUGCAGGGAUUUUUCAAACUGCUGAUGGCACUGAGUCUAUGUUGUGGAAGCUAACCUGGGAUAAAAUUGACACAUUUUUGCCCAAGCUCAGAACUGAAGUGUUCAAACCAUUUGAACCAGAACCAAAGCUGAGUAAGAUAGAACGAAAUGAUAUGACAACAGAGCCUCAGAGUGUAUCCCCUAACGUGACUAGUGUGAGUCAACAGGACCAGCCCACCACAGCAUUUCCCUCACAACCACAGCAGCACACCCCCACAGAGAAUAAUCCUGACUUCGUUCCCCUUGAAGGCAUAACAAUUGUAACUCAUGAUGAUCGACCAGGUAGUCCACUGAUGAAUCAGCCAGCGCCAUCUGCAGCGUCAGCAUACAUUCUACACCCUCCAUUACCUAACAUUCCUUCCCAGCUGGAGCUUCAAAAUAAAUAAGGACUUUGUUAAUGGUACAGUCAAGUGAUAAUGGAUAAUUAAGAUCCUACAUUGUUCCUGCAAUUUUUUUUAUUACAAGUAACUAUUGUGAUGUACAGUGAUGCAUAUAUUUUUAAACGUACAGCACUCAUAGGAUAAAGACACUGAUACUUUCUUACUUUAUGUUGUAGAAAGUUCUUUUAUCUUAGAUUUAAGAGAACAGAAAAUUGUGUAGACUCAGUGCUGUUUUCCUUUUAUUCCAUGCACCUGCAAUGUACAAUGGUAAAAGUAAUAUGGAAGCUAAUACAUGAAGGGGUAGGGUAUGGCCUGUCAUUGAGCAACUUACUGCACCUGGUUUUUUUUCUGACAGUAAUUUACUUUGCUAGAUUAUUGAAAUGUACAUUACAACGGAGUAACUAUCUUUUACUGUUAAGUCUAAUUUGGACAUCCCAAGGAGCGGUCACUUGAUGGUUGUUAUGUACUUUUAAUAAUUAUACAGAACUAACAAGAAAGUUUAUACAUAGACCAUGAAACCAGAAAUUACGCCAAAUUUUGAAUUCUUUAAAAAUGCAUUUAUAUAUUACUGAAUUGGCUUCAGUGUGUACCUGAGUUGUUUUUAUUUGAAGAAUAUUCAAGGUUGGUCUUGUUGUUAGUAUCUCAGCUGAAUCAAAAUGUUUUUACUUAAUGAUUAACAUUUGUAGAGUCUCAUGGACUUUAUAAUUAAAUCUCAGUUGCGAUAUACUUGCAUUUGUUAAGCGAAUAUUCUUAAGUCAUUUUAUUUUAAUUUUUAAACUUAGAAUCUAAUUGUUUAGAUAAAUCAAAGAUUAAAAAUAUCCCUGACAUGUUUAACUAGUCUGUUGUGAAGAGACUGACUUUUCUAAAAAUGAAAACAACCAAAACCUCAUGAAGGAACAUUUUUUAAUGUUAUUAAACAAGAUUUUCAUUUAAGAAUCCAUACCUUCUGUACAUAUUAUGUUACCUAAAUAUUUCAUUGCACAUAAUGAAGCCUAACAACUGUGAUAAAAUAAAGGUAUACAGUCAUUUGUAUAUAGAGUUCCAGAGUUGGCUCAUUGACCUGUUGUGUUGCUUAUUAUAGAGAGGGAAACUUGAUUUCUUGUGAAGCAAAUAUUGUGACUUGUGACCAAGUUAGUCAAUUGUGUACAUUCUUUUUUUUUUUAUUGUAGCAUGUGGUGAUGUUUCAUGAUCAAUUCUAUUAAAUUAUUAUU
This is a messenger RNA of Physella acuta, 7002 nucleotides long. Its product is annotated as Golgi-specific brefeldin A-resistance guanine nucleotide exchange factor 1. The record is from RefSeq and is a predicted model, not a curated record. Gene Ontology annotation, biological process: regulation of ARF protein signal transduction. Gene Ontology annotation, molecular function: guanyl-nucleotide exchange factor activity. Lineage: Eukaryota; Metazoa; Mollusca; Gastropoda; Physidae.